Penicillium subrubescens is the source of this 1981-nucleotide messenger RNA. It is a transcript of the gene ptcA, whose product is annotated as type 2C protein phosphatase PTC6. Gene Ontology annotation, biological process: protein dephosphorylation. Bases 33 to 1727 code for a protein of 564 amino acids. The transcript is spliced from 2 exons. The record is from RefSeq and is a predicted model, not a curated record. NCBI's taxonomy places the organism in Eukaryota, Fungi, Ascomycota, Eurotiomycetes, Eurotiales, Aspergillaceae. Gene Ontology annotation, molecular function: cation binding; protein serine/threonine phosphatase activity.
CACCACCCUCGUCACCUUUCAAUGGGCCAUUCAUGAUUGUCCCUUCAGCGAGGCGCGUAACAGGCCGGGCCUGGGCCUUGCCCGGUAGUUACGGCUUCACCCGACCUCGAACAUUACGGAAAUAUAGCUCCGAAGUUGCGACGCAGAGCGAGCGACCUGCCAUAAAGAAGCGCCCCCAGUUCCACGACUAUUUCGUCACACAUCUACCGUCAUCUUCGCUCCAUCCGGACCCUCGGGGGCCAACCUCUCCCUUUCACAAACUCCCUCGUUCAGCCUCUAUACCCCAUGUCGGAAAUACAUCGCACUCGCCGACGACGUUUCAGAAUCUAGUCGAUCGUGAGAUGACAGUAGUCCGAAUCCCACUUCGCAGCGCUAAGCAUCACUUCGGAGCCGUCACUGCCCGCGGCACUCGCCCGAGAAAUGAAGAUACCUACCAGGCCGGCGUCAUCGAUGUUCCUGCCUUCGCGAAGCGACCUCCAGCGUCGCUCACUAUCAAACGAUCCAACAGCCCAAACUCCUCGCGCGAGUCGCGAGCCGCAGACACAGCCAAUGGAGAUCCGCAGGUGUUUUACUUCGGAAUAUUUGACGGACAUGGCGGAUCCGAGUGCAGUACAUUCUUGCAGGAGAAUCUCCACGAAUACAUUCAGAAUUCCGCCGCGGAUUUCGAGCUACAAUCGAGUCUCCGUACAAAUCAACAACGGGUGAGUUGCGGAGAAGCCGCAGCAACUUCGGUCACAACCAGUACUCUGCCAGUGAUGCAGGAGGCCAACCGGAAACGCAUCGGGGAUCUAGAGAAAAGCCUGGUUCAGAAUUGGCGCCAACUAGUUGGAGGCUAUUUCAAGAGAUUUAAACCGCCUCAGUUCAGCUACUACGGCCCCGAUAAUUCCACCGAGAACGCCGCAUCGAAAGGCUAUGUUGCCAUCGAGGAAGUCAUGGAGUAUGCUUUCCUGCGUGCCGACUUGGAUUUUGUCAAGGCGCAAGCUGCUAAGCGUGAUGACGACCUUGCUCUAGCGGAGAAGCCGUUGAACGAAGAUGAGAUCCUCCACAGUCCGAGCUUGACCCGAACUCCGAAGAUCGGUGGCCGGUCGCGAUUCAAGGGUGGCAGUACUGGCAGUAUUGCUUUGAUCUCAACUCCUAGUCCGACGCCUUUCUGGCACCCCGCCGGUCCCUCGAGUUUGCUGGUAGCCCACGUGGGUGACACUCGAAUCUUGCUAUGCUCAACACUCACUGGCCAAGCUGUUCCACUCACUUCUAACCACCACCCGUCCUCUCCUAUAGAAGCAGGCCGACUUCGCCGCUACGCUGCCACGUUCGUGACCGAUUCCUUCGGUGAAGAGCGCAUGAGCGGACUAGCCAACACCCGCGCAUUCGGCGAUGUCCAAUCAAAGCGCAUUGGCGUUUCCGCCGAGCCCGAGCUCUGUCGUGUUGAGAUGGGCCCUGCCGAGUUCUCGUUUAUGGUCAUGGUCUCCGAUGGCAUCAGCGGCACUCUGCUAGACCAGGAGAUCGUCGACAUCGUCAAGGAAGCUCGAACCCCCGAGCAAGGCGCACGCGAUGUGGUUAGCUUUGCCACCGAGGUGACCCGAGAAGGCGAUAAUGCUACUUGCCUAGUGAUCCGACUCGGUGGUUGGGAGCGACGACUAGAAGGUGGAGUGGGCAGUCUGGGAACGAAGGAGUCUCGCGAGUGGCGGCGACAGGAUGCCACCGAUCCGCGCAGGUCACGGACGUGAUGUCUCCUUCUUCCCUGUAUUGUAGAAUUGUUGUCUGUUUGUAUAUACUUUGGACCUUCGCAACAAGGUCUUCUUGCACAUAAUAUCUCGCUUGAUUCGUUGGAAGGAUGGGCUUGGGGGUGUUUCUUUCCUAUUUCCUGGUCUUAUUUUGCAGGAAUUUGCAUCUACAUCAUCGUCAUGUACAUCUUUUCAUAUUCGCUAUUUUAGCAUAGUCUACGUCCUCUUACCACUUAAGACAUGAUCCAAUACCUUAC